Molecule: messenger RNA, 1152 nt
Organism: Cuscuta campestris
Lineage: Eukaryota; Viridiplantae; Streptophyta; Magnoliopsida; Solanales; Convolvulaceae
Source: the annotation of a GenBank genome assembly
GACAGUCAAAACGAAUAUUAUGACAUGAUCAAAUAAGUUUUCCAAGGAUUUUAUUUUCCCAACCCCGGUCUGAGUUCGUAAUUAAUUAAUUAAAUUAAUCAAUUCAAAUAGACCGGGUCUCAAGGCGUUACAUUCUUUCUGGAAGGAAAGGAUGAGAAUUUUCAUCCAAUCCAAUGACUACAAGCUAUGGUUGAUUGUGAAGAAUGGAUGUGGCAUUCCGAUGAAGAAAGUCAGUGAAGUAAGCGUCCCCAAAAUCAAAGUGGAGUUCAACGAUGAAGAUUGCAAGAAAAUGGAGCUCAACUCCAAGGCAAUAAACAUGAUUUAUUGUAGUGUUAACGCGGAUGACUAUCGCAAGACUUCGUGGUGUGAAACCGCAGAACAAAUGUGGGAGAAGUUGGAGGUCACCUAUGAAGGAAUUACGCUAGUUCGGGAGGCCAAAAUCGACCAACUCACCCACGAGUACGAGCUCUUCACGAUGAUGGAAAACGAGAAGAUAGAGGAUAUGUUUGAGAGAUUCUCUAACAUCAUCAAUCCUCUAAACCUUCUCAGAAAGACUUACACUGACCGAGAACUCGUGAGGAAGGUGGAGGAAGAGAGGAACAAGAGAACCAUUGCUCUACCCGUAAUAACGUCAACCAACAACAACGUUGACGACGAAGAUGAUGACAGCGACGACACCGAACUCGGACUCUUCGUCCGAAAAUUUAAGAAAAUGAUGAUGAAGAAGGGAGCCAAGAAGAACACUCCACUCAAGUGCUAUGGGUGUGGUGAAGUUGGACAUAUUAAACCAAUGUGUCUUAAGCUCAAGAAUGAGAAGGACAAGAGGGCACUAAAGAAGCAACGUGCCUACAUAUCUUGGGAGAACGAUGGCUCCGAGAGUGAAGACUUAGAUGCAGAAGAAGUGGUCAAGCUUUGCCUCAUGGCCAUUGAAGAAGGAGAAUCAUCUAAAGAGGUAAGUGAUCACGAACCUUUCUCCAAUGAUCCCUUAACUCUUAUUGAUGUGUUAGCAUUGUAGAAGAAUUAGUAGGUAUGUUUAAGAAGGCCUCAAAAGAAAAUAAUGAUGUUAAACAACAAAUCCUGAUUUUUGAGAAUGACAUUAAAGAACACAAAAACAUAAAUGAUCAACUCGAACAAGAAAUCAUUUCCUUGGGU